Molecule: messenger RNA, 2265 nt
Organism: Penicillium diatomitis
Lineage: Eukaryota; Fungi; Ascomycota; Eurotiomycetes; Eurotiales; Aspergillaceae
Product: anaphase promoting complex subunit bimA
Exons: 5
Coding region: 1-2265 (754 amino acids)
Biological process (GO): cell division
Molecular function (GO): protein binding
Source: RefSeq, a predicted model, not a curated record
AUGGCCCUGUCCACGGGCCAUGUGGCCAGCCAGCUAAGGCAUCUGAUUUAUUACAACCUCGAUAACAACCUCAUUCGAAAUGCGCUUUUCCUUGCUGGUCGUCUCCACGCCUUCGAACCCCGAUCUUAUGAGGCACAGUAUCUCCUAUCUCUCUGCCAUCUUCACAACGGUGAAGUCAAGGCCGCACUGGAUUGCAGCCACGGUUCCGGCUCUCGUGGGCUACACGCGGGCUGCGCUUACGUCUUCGCGCAAGCCUGCCUGGAUCUAGGGAAGAAUUUAGACGGCAUCACUGCUUUGGAGCGUAGCAAAUCGCUCUGGGCAUCCAAAAAUCAUUGGAGUAAGGUGUUCUGCGAAACAUCGCGACAACAUCUACCGGACGCAGCAGCCGUACACUGUCUUCUUGGAAAAUUGUGGAAAGCACACAAAGAUGUGGAGAAGGCAGUAGACUGCUAUGUGGAAUCGCUCAAACUGAACCCAUUCAUGUGGGAUGCUUUCCUGGGACUAUGCUCAACUGGGGUCAACAUCCGAGUGCCCAACAUAUACCAGUUAAGCCCGGAACUCCUCUCCAUCAUAUCUGCCUCUCCCGACGACCUCAAUGCCGUUCCGAGCCAGCACCCACAACCCGAUAGACCUUAUCCCUCUCACCACAGUGUCGACCCUUUCACGGGUCCGACUGUUGACACGACAAACGGAAGCUCGGCGCUUUGGGAACGAUUGAAAGGCACUUCUUCUGGCAUGAACUCAGGAGCUGCGCCUGUCAUACACGAGGGAAUGGAAACCCCCAGCGGGCAAAGCAGCAGUGGCUCUGAAGACUUCCGAAUCGCAAAUGGAGUCACUGAGCCAGACUCCGUCUGGGAGCCACCAUUAGCACCAGCCAGGAGAAAUCGCACCGUGCAAUCAGUGAGCUUGGACCAAUCAGGCUAUGCACCUCCCAAAAUGAAAUCUGCGGGAAUUAGAACGCGCCCCAGAACUCGCACAGAGCCCGAGGAAACAUCCCUGGCUCCCCUAGACCGAGAAAUGCCACCUGCGUCAAGAUUUGGGGACCGUAAACGGACUGUCUCUGGUCAAGUGGCUCAUCCAGCCCCUCCUCAGCCAAUGGAGCCAGGAGCACCACAGCGACGGAGUGUGCGGCUGUUCAACCAAAUCAAACCCACCACCAGCAAGCUUGCAACCUCUUCGCUCACUGGUCGCGACGGCCGUGAGGUGAAGAAGGUCCGUAAUCCUGCCACCAAGGGACGUUCCACUACCACGUCUACUGUGGGCCGCGUAGUUAGCGGCUUGUUUGCGAAGCUCGCAUCUGGGUACAGUGCUCUCCGUCGGUACAGGAGUCUUGAAGCAAUACAGCACUUCAAUUCUCUUUCACAAGGCCAGCGUGAGACUCCUGAGGUGUUAGCCCAGCUAGGUCGUGCUUACUUUGAGCAAGCGUUGUAUGACGAGUCCGCCAAGUAUUUCGCACGGGUCCAGGUAAUGGCGCCAUCAAGAGUAGAGGAUAUGGAGAUCUAUUCAACUGUUCUUUGGCAUCUCAAAAAUGACGUGGAGCUGGCCUAUCUCGCUCACCAACUUCUCGAGGCGGAUCGAUUAUCACCACAGGCUUGGUGUGCGGUCGGCAAUUCUUUCUCACACCAGCGAGAUCACGAUCAAGCCCUAAAAUGUUUCAAGCGGGCUGUCAUGCUGGAUCCUGGAUUCGCCUAUGGUUUCACCUUACAAGGUCACGAAUACGUGGUCAACGAAGAAUACGACAAGGCUUUGGAUGCCUAUCGCCAGGGCGUCAAUGCAGAGAAUCGCCACUACAACGCCUGGUAUGGGCUGGGCACCGUGUACGACAAGAUGGGCAAACUGGAAUUUGCUGAACAGCACUUCCGGAAUGCCGCUACAAUAAACCCGAACAACGCUGUUCUGAUCUGCUGCAUGGGCCUGGUUUCGGAGAGGAUGAAUAACCCACGAAAUGCUCUUUUGCACUAUGAACGAGCAUGUUCUGUGGCUCCGCAGUCCGUUCUGGCUCGCUUCCGCAAGGCCCGCGUCUUGAUGAAAUUGCAAGAAUUCAAUGUUGCCUUGGCUGAGUUGAAAUGCCUUAAAGAUAUCGCGCCUGAUGAAGCCAACGUGCACUACCUCCUUGGUAAGUUGUACAAGACUCUUCACGACAAGGGUAACGCUAUCAAGCACUUCACAACCGCACUCAAUCUCGAUCCCAAGGCCGCACAAUUCAUUAAAGACGCAAUGGAGUGCCUCGACGAUGAUGACAUGGAAGAUGCGGACAUAGCUUAA